This is a messenger RNA of Desarmillaria tabescens, 1040 nucleotides long. Its product is annotated as galactose mutarotase-like domain-containing protein. Gene Ontology annotation, molecular function: glucose-6-phosphate 1-epimerase activity; carbohydrate binding. Gene Ontology annotation, biological process: carbohydrate metabolic process. The transcript is spliced from 4 exons. The record is from RefSeq and is a predicted model, not a curated record. NCBI's taxonomy places the organism in Eukaryota, Fungi, Basidiomycota, Agaricomycetes, Agaricales, Physalacriaceae. Gene Ontology annotation, cellular component: cytoplasm. Bases 77 to 982 code for a protein of 301 amino acids.
GGCAGGCUGCGGAAGUGACGGACCGGGGUACAUAUGACGCAAGAGACGGAUUUGCUAGGGGUACUCUUUAUCAACGAUGCCUGUCCAGUUUACCUCUGGCAAAUUGGUCCUAUCUCAUCCCAAGGGGCCCGUUGUCGAAGUCCUUCUAUACGGCGCCAGUGUCAUCUCAUGGAAAUCCGGAACCAAAAGUAAACCAGAGCUAUCCGAACGUCUCUUCGUAUCGCAAAAGGCGGCCCUAGAUGGCAGCAAACCUGUUCGCGGAGGCAUCCCAGUAGUUUUCCCGUGUUUUGGAGCGCCAAUACACCCGGACCAUGCUCAUUUGAGUCAGCAUGGUUUCGCCAGAAAUUCAGUUUGGAGUUGGGAUGGUACAUUAACUGAUGAGGAGGAAUAUGUCUCUAUCAAGCUCACACUCCAACCAAUGGAAGCAAUCGCAGCAGUCUACAGCAAGCCAUUCCUGUUGACAUACGUGGUGACGCUGUCAGAAUUCGACUUAAAGACAGACCUUCACGUUCAGAAUACUUCUUCCUCCGACGAUAACUUGGAGUUCCAUGCACUAUUCCACAAUUACAUCCGGGCUCCCUCUGCCGACGUGAUUGUGGGACCACUUCAAGGGUUUACAUAUUACGACAAGACGGAACCAACAGAGGAAGGCAAAUCGACACCGAAAGUCGAAGCAAGGCCAGGCGUAGACGUCAAGAAAUUUACAGACUCUGUGUAUGAGAACACGAAUGGAAAGUACGAGGUGACAUGGUCUGGCGGUGGGUUAGACAUAACUGCAAAGAACCUCAAGGAUGUGGUGGUCUGGAAUCCUCAGGAAGCUGGCCGAAAAAUUGGUGACAUGGAAGAAAAUGGAUGGGAAAACUUUGUUUGUGUUGAGCCGGGAUAUGUUCGAGGAUUUGUUAAUUUGGAGCCGGGUGGAUCGUGGACUGGCGGGCAAACACUGAGUGUCAUACACGAAGAGCGGCGUUUGACAAAUUUGUGAAUUUGAAAUCUGUAUAAUAAUACUAGCGAUGACGUCAUCUAAACUUGCUUUCCUUGUU